AUGCUACACCUCGUGUGCGAGCACAUGCAGGGGCGCUACUCGGCCCAGCAAGGAUCGUACACAGACAGGACGCGGUUCGGUGGUGCGCGACGCUGGGGCCAGCCUCACGUCUGCCACGUCAGCCCUGCAAACAUAUCGAUCCUCCAAUUCUUCCACUUUGGCGUCGUGCCCAACGCAACGCCAGCCAUACUCAAACAUCACGCCUGCCGCGAUGAGGUCACAGCACUGCCCGAUCGGCUUCAUUACCUCCCUGGAGGGCUGCUGAGUGGGAUCGGAGCUCCCACGCAUGUUGUCGCCCACUCUGGAUUGUGGGACCUACUGAAGCUGUGCAACGAAAGCCACGACAGAGCACUACGCAUGCUGGGGCCUGGUCAGAGAUACGAACACUGGUUGCGCACCAAGCUACUCGAGCCGCUGCGUGCGCUCUUCCCGAACAGCCGUCUCUCGUGGCGAACGCUGCUGCGCGUGCGAGGCGACGCGAACAACCAGUCGUACGUCAAUCGUGGCUGCGCGCUACCGCCGUACGAGCAAGCACGCGUCACGCUGGCUGGGGCCGCGGGCGAGAGCGCUGCACGCGCGGUGAACGUGCCCGUGCUCAACCUGGCGCGCGCGUUUGAUGACAUGAUCAACGAGCGUGGCGAGCAGGCGGGGGGCUGCCAACACACCUCGCGCUAG
Messenger RNA from Emiliania huxleyi CCMP1516, 675 nucleotides. RefSeq lists its product as hypothetical. Lineage: Eukaryota; Haptophyta; Isochrysidales; Noelaerhabdaceae. The transcript has a single exon. The record is from RefSeq and is a predicted model, not a curated record. Bases 1 to 675 code for a protein of 224 amino acids.